Coffea eugenioides is the source of this 1578-nucleotide messenger RNA. RefSeq names its product putative disease resistance RPP13-like protein 1. The coding region runs from base 1 to 1578 and encodes 525 amino acids. The transcript is spliced from 2 exons. Gene Ontology annotation, biological process: defense response to other organism. NCBI's taxonomy places the organism in Eukaryota, Viridiplantae, Streptophyta, Magnoliopsida, Gentianales, Rubiaceae. Gene Ontology annotation, molecular function: ADP binding. The record is from RefSeq and is a predicted model, not a curated record.
AUGGCUGCUGCCUUAGUGGGAGGCUCAUUCCUCUCCGCUUUCCUUCAAGUGCUAUUUGAUAAGAUGGCUACGCCGGAAUUCGUGAAUUUGUUUCGUAAUCAGAAGGCGAAUGAUGAUCUCCUCAAGAAGCUCAAGAGUGAGUUACGCACUGUUGGAGCCGUGCUCGAUGAUGCAGAGAACAAGGAAAUACGGAACCAAUAUGUCAAGGAAUGGCUUGAAGAGCUUCAUGAUACAUUUUAUCAGGCAGAGGAUUUAGUGGACAGAAUCAGCACUGAAGCUCUGCGAAUUAAGGUAGAAACUGAGUACCAAAGCUCAACCAGCACUUGUACAUAUUCGGGUGAUGAGUUUCUUAGUAGGAUCAAGCCCGAGAUAGAAACAAUAGUGGCGAGGCUGGAGGGAUAUAACAAACAAAUUAUUCCCUUGGGUUUGCAAGUUCUUCAUUCCAGAAUAAAGUCACAUCACAAAUUUGAAACAUCUUUGGUUGAUGAGACUACCUUUAUUGGGAGAGAUGCUGAUAAAGAGAAGAUAAUUCAAAUGUUGCGCUUCGAGGAUGCAGACAGAGACAAUAUCACUGUGAUUCCAAUAGUUGGACUGGCUGGGCUCGGUAAGACCACCUUGGCUCGAAUGGUUUACGAAGAUUCGAAGGUGGAACUGAGUUUUCCUACCAGGGCAUGGCUACGAGGUGGCCUAACUGAGAAAAAGUUUCUUCUUGUUCUGGAUGAUGUUUGGAAUAGUAACUACAAUCAGUGGGAUAAUUUAAGGAGCCCUUUCAAAGGUGGAUCACGUGGAAGUAAGAUCAUUGUUACAACACGGAAUCAGCAAGUUGCAAGGAUGAUGGCCAAAGAAAGGUCAAUUCAUCAUUUGAAUUCCAUGCUAGAGGAAGAUUGCCGGUCUUUAUUUAAGAAGCAUGCGUUUGAAAAUAGAGAUGGCAAUGAAAAUGCAGAACUUGAAGAAAUAGGAAACAAAAUUGUGACGAAAUGUGGAGGGUUGCCUUUGGCUGUGAAAACAGUUGCAGGAAUUUUGCUUUCCAAAACUACCCCUGAAGAAUGGAAAGAGAUUUUAGUAAGUGAAGAGUGGACUCAAAUGGAUAUUCCAGAUGGUCCCCUGCCAGCAUUGAGAUUAAGUUACAUUCAUCUUCCUUCCCAUCUUAAAAGGUGCUUUGCUUAUUGUGCUGUGUUCCCCAAAGAUUACCAGAUUAGAAAAGAGGAAAUUAUUCAGUUAUGGCAAGCUAAUGAUCAUUUAGGGUAUCCUGGAGAAAAUAAAAGAAUUAAGAAUGAGGGUGAAAAGUGCUUUCAUGAACUGAGAAUGAGGUCAUUAUUUCAUCAGUCAACUGACCAUACUUUCUCCAUGCAUGACCUUGUGAACGAUUUGGCUUGCUUUGUUUUUGGGAAAUACUGCCUCAGGUUGGAAGAUCAUCAGGAAGGCAAAGCUACAAUAUCUAGUGCAAGACAUUUUUCAUACCAUCGUAGUUGGUAUGACACAUUUCACAAAUUUAAUCUCUUGAGUCAAACUAAGAAUAUAAGAACAUUCUUGCCAUUGAGAACGGCUCCUAUGAUUCGUCUAAGCAACAAAUUCUAA